Molecule: messenger RNA, 996 nt
Organism: Aspergillus luchuensis
Lineage: Eukaryota; Fungi; Ascomycota; Eurotiomycetes; Eurotiales; Aspergillaceae
Exons: 3
Coding region: 1-996 (331 amino acids)
Biological process (GO): transmembrane transport
Molecular function (GO): transmembrane transporter activity
Source: RefSeq, a predicted model, not a curated record
AUGCUCACCGAGCUCGCAGGUAGUGCGCGAGCCGGGGCAAUGUUGGGACUGAGUAUGUCUUUUUCAACGUUGGGAACGGUCAGCGGACCGAUGCUCGGGGGUGUUUUGUUAGGCUGGUUCGGAUACUGGCCAGCUUGGUCCCUGCCAAUGGUUCUGCUGAUCCUCGACAUGAUUGCGCGUUUUGUUAUGUUUCAGCCUGAUUAUCAGAUAUUGGAUUCCCAGUCUCCAAUCAGACUUGCAAACCGCAGCAAGCUAUGUCAAAAUGUCCCCGAAGCGUCCCCCUUCCUGCCCCAAUCACCUUCAUUUGACCCAGAUACCACAACAAAAGCGGAGUCUUCCAGCCCUGCAACCACGGAAUAUCGCAACUACUACACCGUAAUGCUCCAAGACACUGGAAUGUGGGCAGCCGUUGUGAACACAAUGUCCCAAGCCGCACUCCGGGCAGCAUUCAACGCCACUCUACCCGUGUAUCUUCGAGAUACAUUUAACUGGGGCCCAUCAUCAGUCGGGGCGAUAUUCUUUGCUCUUCAAGUCCCUAUCAUCUUCUUGUCUCCCCUAUUUGGCCACCUCCGGGAUCGUGUCGGUAUGCGAUAUCCAACGGCAGUCGGUUGGGCUCUUCUAUGCCCGUUGAUGUGUUACUUAGGUGUACCUGGCAGGGAUGUUUCCCAGGCUAGUGGAAACCACAAAGAUGCAGAAGUAGCCUUUAUUGUAUGUAUAUGUGGUAUCGGGUUAGUGAUGUCGUCAGUUCAAGGUGCCGGGUCGUUUCAUAUGAGGUUCCUCCUAGAGGAAGUUGAAAAAGAUACUCCCACCUUGUUUGGGCCCAAUGGUGGGCGCGCGAGGUGCUUCGCACUGGUGUCUAUCUCGUUCAACGUCGGUCUGAUGCUCGGCCCGGUUGUUACUGGGCUCCUGUUUGAGAGUGCAGGAUACUAUUAUAUGAAUAUUGUUCUGGGUGUGGCCUGUAUGGGAGUGGCGGUGGUGACGUUGAUGUUCUGCUGA